Molecule: messenger RNA, 1158 nt
Organism: Oncorhynchus masou masou (cherry salmon)
Lineage: Eukaryota; Metazoa; Chordata; Actinopteri; Salmoniformes; Salmonidae
Product: striatin-like
Exons: 5
Coding region: 203-841 (212 amino acids)
Cellular component (GO): dendrite
Molecular function (GO): armadillo repeat domain binding; calmodulin binding; protein-containing complex binding
Source: RefSeq, a predicted model, not a curated record
AUGAUGUUCUCCGACGUCAGUCAAUGACAGCUGGCUGUCAGAAAGCCCUAGACACACAGAGAGAGAGAGAACUGUCAGUAUACGGUAGUAGUUACUAUCCUUCCGAUUGAACACCGUACAUUCAUUUGGCUUGGCGAACAAUCUCACGAAUCAGCGACACAAAAGAGGCGCUGUAACUCUGUCCGUGACCCGAGCCCAGGCCAUGGACGAACAGGCAGGGCCCGGGGUUUUCUUCAACAACAACUCUAUCUUAUCGGGCGGUGGGAAAGGACUGCUACCGGAGGGCGACGCAGCGGAGGCAGCUAGGUCACCGUACAGUAUCCCGGGGAUCCUACACUUCCUGCAACACGAAUGGGCCCGCUUCGACGUGGAGAAGGUGCAAUGGGAGUUGCAACGCGCCGAAUUACAGGCCCAGAUAGCCUUCCUGCAGGGAGAGAGGAAAGGACAGGAGAACCUGAAGAAGGAUCUCGUCAGGAGGAUUAAGAUGCUGGAAUAUGCCCUCAAACAGGAGAGGUCCAAGUACCACAAGUUAAAAUAUGGAACGGAGUUAAACCAAGGAGACGUGAAACCUCCCAGCUAUGACUAUGACGAGGUGAUUGAGAAUGAGACUCCUGGGUCCUUGAACAACCAGUUGUCCUGGAAACAAGGCCGUCAGCUCCUCAGACAGUCUGCGAUUACUCACCACGGACUGGCAGAAUCCUCUUUCUUCUUUCACGACUCUGACGAACACGAGGUGGUGGAUAUACAGCUCCCUCUGGAACAGGCCCCAACCCCAGUGAUCUGCUUGAAGAGGAGGUGGUGGAUAUACAGCUCCCUCUGGAACAGGCCCCGACCCCAGUGAUCUGCUUGAAGAGGAGGUGGUGGAUAUACAGCUCCCUCUGGAACAGGCCCCGACCCCAGUGAUCUGCUUGAAGAGGAGGUGGAGGAUAUACAGCUCCCUCUGGAACAGGCCCUGACCCCAGUGAUCUGCUUGAAGAGGAAGGUGGUGGAUAUACAGCUCCCUCUGGAACAGGCCCCGACCCCAGUGAUCUGCUUGAUGAGGAGGUGGUGGAUAUACAGCUCCCUAGGGAACAGGCCCCGACCCCAGUGAUCUGCUUGAAGAGGAGGUGGAGGAUAUACAGCUCCCUCUGGAACAGGCCCUGACCCCAGUGAUCUGCU